Messenger RNA from Pollicipes pollicipes, 2652 nucleotides. RefSeq names its product nose resistant to fluoxetine protein 6. Gene Ontology annotation, molecular function: acyltransferase activity, transferring groups other than amino-acyl groups. The transcript has 2 exons. The coding region runs from base 31 to 2466 and encodes 811 amino acids. The record is from RefSeq and is a predicted model, not a curated record. NCBI's taxonomy places the organism in Eukaryota, Metazoa, Arthropoda, Thecostraca, Pollicipedomorpha, Pollicipedidae.
CAGUGCUGCGCUCGCGUCAAGCAUCUCAGCAUGGCUGGUCUGUGGACAGUGCUGCUGACCGCACUGUGUCUGGCACAGACCGGCUCCACCCACUAUAGCCACUCUGUCCGACACAGCACCCGCGACUGGCCAUGGGUGAACCCGUGGACCCAACUCCUUCUCGCCAAAAAAGACUUUGACCGGCAGGAAUCUCUGCUUCACGGGCAGGGUGACAGGCAUGCGCCUACGAACCUCAGCCGCGGCGUACCAACGAAAAUGGAGCUAGAGUUUGGCGACGACACCUCGGCACCGACCGACGCCCCCGAAGGGCCCAGCCGGCGAGACCAGGCCAUCGCCAAGGCCAUCGGCCCCUAUAUCAGCCCCAUCGCCAACGCCAACAUCAGCCCCGCCUGCCUGGACAGCACUCUGGCCUACCUGCUCAACAUCCUCAACAAACAGUGGGCCCUGCAGAUGUUCGACGCCACCGGCAAGAUGCCCGACGGCGUGCUGGCAGGCAACCUUAGUCCCUGGGGAAACUGGGACGAGUGUCUGAACAUUACGGCACAUUUCAAUGCCACCGACAUCCUCGGCGUCGAGCCAAAUGUCACCACCUUUACCGGAAAGUACUGCCUUGCCUUCCUGAGCAAAGCAAGAGGGUCGAAGAGUGCGCCUCUGUUCAAGCCACCGCCGGCCGCCGGUGUGGCACUGGCACCAUUUUUGCCCAUUCUCCCAGACGGGGUAGACCUGGACAUCGGGAUGUGCAUUCCCUCCACAUGUACAAGUGAGGAACUCACAGUGGGUCUCAACAUGGCAUUCAUGGGGAAAGUAACGGCUGGUGCACCAGACUUCUUCUGCUACACCAAAGAUGACAAGACCGAGUUAUCUGCAGGGGCCAUCGUCAUGACCACCAUACUAUCGCUAACGGGCCUGCUCAUGCUCGUGGGGACCACGGUGGACAUUGUCGCUAUCAAAGCCGCGCAGGACUCCGAAGCGUUGUGGGCUCGCGUCAACAUAGCACUCCAGCGGACUCUUCCCGCCUUGCUCCGCAGGGUGUUCCUAGCGUUCUCUGUGUACACCAAUGGUCGAAAACUGCUGGACACUUCCUCCACUCGAGAUACUCUCAGUUGUCUGCACGGCAUACGCUUCCUGUCCAACACAUGGGUGAUUCUCGGGCAUACGUAUUAUUUUCUUUUAUUUUUCAAGCAUCAAAACAUAACAACGGUUUAUACAUACCUGGGCGAUGUGGCUUUUCAAGCUAUAUCUAACGCAACGGUCUCCGUGGACUCAUUCUUCUUUUUAAGCGGUCUCUUGGUCGCCUACAUCGCUAUUCGCAGCAUUGAAAAAUCGCACGGAAAGCUAAACAUCGUCAUGUUUUACGUCCAUCGCUACAUUCGCCUGACACCCGUGAUGAUGCUAAUCAUCGGUUUUAUUUCAACACUGUACGCCUAUCUCGGCACUGGACCAUAUUGGGGGGCGGCCAACAUGGGAACCCCUCAGAUUUGCCGGGACAACUGGUGGACGAAUAUGCUCUACAUCAACAACCUGGUAGACAUGGACAAGCAAUGUGUGGGGCAGACUUGGUACCUGGCGAACGACAUGCAGAUGUUUAUCUUCUCUCCAUUGGUCCUUCUCCCUCUUCACCACUGGCCUAAGCUGGGGCAGCUGUGGAUAAUCUUUCUGGUCUGUUUCUUCACUGGCAUUAACGCCAUGGUUACAGCGGUCCAUAAGAUAGGACUUCCUGGAGGGGACAGUGGUGAUCUGCGCUACAUGAAGCCGUGGACAAGGGCUGGACCUUACUUGGUGGGGCUGUAUAUGGGGUGGAUUCUGCACAAGAUUCGCGGCCGUAAGAUUCACCUUCCAGCGCCUGUGGUCGCCAUCGGCUGGAUCACGGCUUCCCUCACCGGCUGCCUCAUCGUGUACGGCAUGUACGGAGUGCCCAGCCCACCACCGAAAACUCUCAAUUUAGUAUACGCCAUGCUGAACCGCACCGCCUGGAGCAUCUGCCUGGCCUGGGUGGUGUUUGCAUGCGUCACUGGAUACGGAGGCUUUGUUAACACACUUCUCUCCUGGAAGGCAUUUAUUCCACUCAGCAAGCUAACCUACACUUCCUACCUCGUGUCUAUUGACGUUCAAGUAUACUAUUGGUACACAAACAAGGCACCGGUGUAUCUAAGCCAAACUUUCAUAGUGUACCAGUUUCUUGCUUCCCUGCCCAUCAUUUUCGCUGUGGCUGCAAUCUUCUCAUUGGCCUUCGAGUCGCCGAUGAUAGCGCUGGAGAAGAUAAUUUUCCCGCAGCCGUCGAGGGCGGCGCCGGCGGCCCCUGCGCGCCAGGACGCGGCUCAGCCAUUGGUCAGUUCUACUAAGCCCGGCCGAAGCGGCGCCGUCAACGCAGGCUUCGAGGCAGACGGCGGCGUUGUGGAAGCAAAGCAAGCCGGGACUGACUCGGCUCCGGAGAACAUCACGCCCGCGGAGGGGAAGACGGUGUAGCAGAGAAGUCCCACAAGCCCGACCCCUCACAUCUAGUGACGUAAAUCACUGAUGUGCUGGGGCGAUGUGCAUACAAGUCGGAGGCAUCCCGUGGUUGGAUCUUUUACCUUUCUAGGAGUGCCAGCGUGAAAACGAGUAUAUUUCUACAGUACGUGUGCGACAUGGAAUACAUCUUUUAACACGGAA